AUGGCCAUCGCGGCCUAUAGCGGCCUGCAACAGCGACCUUCGGUGCCGACCCUGGACCAGUGUCUAACACCCACAAGCUCUACAUCUGAAACUCUGAAACACCUCCGGUCCCCGGAAUCCGCAAAAAUCCAAGGCCCUACCCUCACCCCACCCUGUGUCAUGUUCUGGGUCCCUGCUAACACCAACGACCCUUUCCUUGCAAAUUACAAUGCCUCAGUAGCUGUAACUCUACCCAUUAACAACCGCCCAAUUACUGCUACAAUCGACACCAACAGCUCAACCAUCGCCCCCUGCAUAACUUGCUCCCCUGCACCCAUGGACACCCCCACACAGGCCACCGCCACCGCUCUAAGACCCCUAGAUGACAACCUGGAGUAUAACUACAUCAACCUCACAGGAGAGCUGGCUAACUUCCGCACCCACGGAGCCUGCCCAGCCUGCAUCCUAGCAAACAUUGAUGAAACCCACUUCAACCAGUGGAUUACAACUCCGAGAGCAAUCCUAAUCUACCCCCUCAAUGCUAAACAUAACCCCGAGAACGACCACAAGAUGAGGGACGACCUCACAAUCUUCCUAACCAGAGCUUUCCCCUUAUUUGCCCCCUUUAUCAAAGUCUUCCCCCAUUGCCAAAGGAUACGACCCCACUGGGGCUCCCUGGGGCUUCCUAAUUGA
Molecule: messenger RNA, 672 nt
Organism: Cantharellus anzutake
Lineage: Eukaryota; Fungi; Basidiomycota; Agaricomycetes; Cantharellales; Hydnaceae
Exons: 1
Coding region: 1-672 (223 amino acids)
Source: RefSeq, a predicted model, not a curated record